This is a messenger RNA of Salvelinus namaycush (lake trout), 7123 nucleotides long. It is a transcript of the gene wdr62, whose product is annotated as WD repeat domain 62. The transcript is spliced from 30 exons. Gene Ontology annotation, molecular function: protein binding. Lineage: Eukaryota; Metazoa; Chordata; Actinopteri; Salmoniformes; Salmonidae. Bases 987 to 5816 code for a protein of 1609 amino acids. The record is from RefSeq and is a predicted model, not a curated record.
GCUAAGGGCUGUGUCCAGGCACUCUGCUUUGCGUCGUGCUAAAGAACAGCCCUUAGCUGUGGUAUAUUGGUCAUAUACCACACCCCCUCAGGCCUUAUUGAUGAAUUAUUUUACUAGUGUUUGUCAGUGUCCGUUAUUAAAUUUUGGAGAGACAUUAGUCAGUCUGUAGGUGAAGUGACAUCACUGGAGUUCGUUUUGCUGGGACAGUGGGAAUGUACGAAAAAUGGUAUUCUGUUUUGUUUAAUCUUAUAAUUUUAUCCCCUGCUGUAAAUGUAAUUAUUUUCUUUCAGAAUGUUAGUUUGAUGUUGAAAAAAAUUGCUCGUCAGCUUGUUGUUUGUGUGUUGAAGUAUUGACAAUACAAUAUUGAUUUGCACUGACCUUUUUUUUCUCCCUUGUAUUUUAUUGAUAACAUUUUAACAGUCAGUUAUUUAAUUAUGAUAAUCCUGUUUACAAUGCUUCCGGAAAUGUAUUGGCGGGAUUAGACGCUCUCAAACCAAUCGUCAUUGUCACGGAGGACCAAUCACAGGCGAGAGUCACGGUAGGUUCUGCGCAGCGUCAGUGCAAUCAGAGAAGCCGGUGUAUGUUUGAAUCUGCGUCCCGCGUUUCAACACAACGACGUUGAAGUAAAAAAAAAAGUUUCAGUUUUCAUCGCUCUUGACUUGCCGUACUUUUCCGAAGUGUUUCUAAACAGAGGAAGUUAGAAGGAAGACAUCGACCCUUUUAACCACUUGAUGCUAGCUAUUUUUAUCAGAUUUUUUUUUUAACGUAUUGGAAUAGUAUCUGCGAAUAUUACUGUCAGACCAAGACUGACGUUAAUUUAACAUUGGCAACCCCAAAAUAUUUUUUGUUGGCUGCUGUGCGGAUGAGGAUCUAAAACUGGCUAGCAACUUAGGCUAAUGUUAGUCACGAACGGGAUCAUCAUUUGAGAUUUAUCUGCCAGUGAAGUAGCCAGCGUCUUGGCUAAAUAUUGAAUAAUUUCUGUGACUAUGGCGGAUGGAGCGGGGCUAAAUUCAUUUACCUCCAGGGUUACAAAAAGAGUUAGCAAUGUGAAUGCUGCCCCUGCAGCCGCAAACAUGCGACGGAAAAGUCGACAACAAAGUCAAAGGCGUACCACUCACAACAGGGUGGUUCUGGAGCGAGUCCUGGGCAUCACCACCUCUAACAGCAGUGGACUGGCCUGUGACCCCAACACUGGCCUGGUGGCCUACCCUGCAGGGUGUGUUGUUGUGAUCCUACACCCAAAGAAGAACAAACAGACCCACAUCCUCAACACUUCAAGAAAAACCAUCACUGCCUUGGCCUUCUCUCAGGAUGGAAAGUAUUUGGUCACUGGUGAGAGUGGUCACAUGCCCUGUGUGCGGGUUUGGGACGUGGUCGAGCAGGCCCAGGUGGCAGAGGUACAGUGCCAUAAGUACGGGGUGGCCUGUGUGGCCUUCUCAACCAACAGCAGCUACAUCGUGUCAGUAGGCUACCAGCACGAUAUGACCGUCAGCGUCUGGGAGUGGAGGAAGGGGACGGUGAUAGCGUCCAACAAGGUGUCUAGCAGAGUUCUGUCCGUCUCGUUCUCCGAAGACAACAGCUACUUCGUCACGGCAGGAAACCGACACGUCAAGUUCUGGUACCUAGACGCCUCUAAAGAAAGACGGGUGAACAGCACGGUGCCUCUGAUUGGCCGAUCGGGAUUGCUAGGGGAUCAGAGGAACAGCAUGUUCUGUGGUCUGUCGUGUGGGCGGGGCAACAUGGCCAGCAGCACCUAUUGCAUCACUUCCUCUGGCCUGCUGUGUCAGUUCAACAGCAGGAGGAUGCUGGAUGCCUGGGUGGACCUCAAGACCACCUCUGCUCGCUGUCUGUCGGUGAACGAAGUGUUUAUCUUCUGUGGCUGUGCAGAUGGUACCGUCCGACUCUUCAGCCCCCAGAACCUUCACUACAUCACCACGUUGCACCGGCCGCACUGCCUGGGAGUGGACAUCACACAGGGCCUUCAGCCAGGGCAUCUGUUUGUUGCCGACCCCAAGGCAGAAUACCCAGACACCCUAGCCUUGACCUUUGACCCUGUAACCCGUCACCUGACCUGUGUGUACAACGACCACAGCGUGUAUGUCUGGGACGUCCGUGACAUCAAGAAUGUAGGGAAGGUCUACUCUGCCCUCUACCACAGCGGCUGUGUAUGGAGUCUAGAGACAUACCCUGACAUGGAUCUGUCCCGUUCCUGUCUGCCUCCUGGAUCUUUCCUCACCUGCUCUUCAGACAACACCAUCCGGCUGUGGCACAGCGACCCGGGACUGGUGCAGGGAACCGGCUGCCUCCGUAACGUCUACAGCCACGAUCUGUUGAGGAUUGUGUACGUGGGGGAGGACACUCAACAUCUUCAGACGGAGGGGGAGAGAGGAGAGGGGGGUGGAAUGGACGCUAAGUCAGGGAUCAGAGUCCUGGGUAUCAGUCCUGAUGGACAACAUCUGGCAGCUGGAGACCGCAAUGGAAACGUACAUAUAUUUGGUCUACAGUUCAUGGAUCAGCUGCAGAAGAUUGAAGCCCACGACUCUGAGGUGCUGUGUCUGGAGUUCUCCCCUGCAGAGACGGGUCUUCACCUGCUGGCGUCGGCCAGUCGAGACCGUCUGAUCCACAUCUUCAACAUGGAGAGGAACUACAGUCUGGAGCAGACCGUCUAUGACCACUCUGCCUCCAUCACCGCUAUCAAGUUCACUGGUGUCAGCCCAGAGGUCCUCAUGGUGAGCUGUGGUGCUGAUAAGAGUAUCUACUUCCGCACCGCUGAACAGUCUUCGGAGGGGCUGAACUUUGCCCGUAGUCACCACGUAGUAGAGAAGACCACUUUGUAUGAUAUGGACCUGGACGCUACUCACACACACACCGCCAUCGCCUGCCAGGACAGGAAUAUCAGAGUAUACAACGUGAAGAGUGGCAAGAUGAAGAAGUGUUUCAAAGGUUCUACAAGUGACGAAGGAACACUGCUGAAGGUUCAGAUGGACCCCGCUGGGAUCUACCUAGCAACAAGCUGCUCUGACAAGAGCAUCUGUAUCUUUGACUAUGAGUCAGGAGAGUGUGUGGCCACCUUGUUCGGUCACUCAGAGAUUGUAACUGGUAUGAGGUUCAGCCAGGACUGCAGACACCUCAUCACCAUAUCUGGAGACAGCUGUGUGUUCCUGUGGAGGCUGGACUCCCAGAUGACUAACUCUAUGAGGAAGAGACUGGCUGAGAGGAAACAGACAGCUGGAGUGACGACUACUGCCAAAGCCCCGACCAAGGAGCAUCUUAUCAGGAGAGAGACCUUCAUCACUGUGCCAUUGGGCCACCUCCCCCAGGCAGGAGAGGAAGAGGAGGAAGAUGAUCCCAGGACUCCUGCUCGAUGUGACAUCACUCAUGACGUCCUUGCUCUCGACCCCAUGGUGCCACAGACCAACGGCAAACUGCCCAUGUGGGCCAGGAAACUGGGUCCUGCAGCAGGCACCACUGCUCUCCCCGCCGAGCUCCAGCCAGCACACCUCCAGCCGCGCGGGCGCUGGGCAGAGCAUCUCAACCCCCUGGCCAUCCGCUCUGUCCUGGAGACACACAGCCUGCAGCGCCCUCUCUCCCCCACCCCCCGCAGAGCAGAGGGACCAGUAGAGGAGGAAGAGGAGGAGGAUGAGGAGGAAGAAGAUCCAUACUUCCACCCUCAGAGCCUGGACAGCCUGCUUGGAGAGGAGGAGGAGGAAGAUGUGAUGGUGGUGGAGGACAGCGAAGUGGUGGAGGAGGAAGAUGUGGUGGAGGACAGCGAAGUGGUGGAGGACAGCGAAGUGGUGGAGGAGGAAGAUGUGGUGGAGGACAGCGAAGUGGUGGAGGACAGCGAAGUGGUGGUGGAGGAGGAAGAUGUCGACAACGAAGACCAGGGUUCUGGGUCUCUUCAGAGGCCUGGGUUCCUGGCCCUACCGGACAGUGACGACAUGUUUGGUCCAGGCCUCAGUAGCUACGUUCUUUACCCGGCUAACAGCACCGCGCUGUCCACUGGAGGAGGAGAGGGUGAGUUUGGCCAGCAGCAUCAGCAGCAGCAGGGCUGGGGAGGAGAGGACGAGCUGAGUCCAGACAGCGCUUGUUGUGUUGGCUCUGCAGAGAGCCAAGACCAACCCCAGGAUGAUACUGACUCCCUGAGCCAGGUGAGUUCUACAGGUAGUUCUGGAGUGGAGGAAGAGGAGGAAGAUCCACAGACGCUCCUUAGACAACACUUUGACACCAUGGCCAACCACCUGAGCAACGAGGAGAAGUUUGAGACUGACCUGUCCAGUCUGCAGACUCCACCCAUGGAGACAGAGAGCCUCUUCCUCAACCCCAGAUUCAGCAUCUCUACACGCUUCCUGUCUCGUUUCCAGAGCCGACUCCGUGGUCCUGGUUCUGCCCUCUGUCCCGCUCCUCUCCCGCCCAGCAUCACUGAGGAGCCCAGCAGCCAGUCCUCUCCUGACCCCACCCCAAGCCUCAACACCACUCAGGCCAACUCAAAGCAGUCCGUCGUGAGCAGUACCACAGAAUCUGUUCAAGAGGAGAGCCAGGCCCCUGAUGUGACAGAUAAGACCCUGAGGUCUCAGUCUAGUGUUCCAUCAUCAUCCAGCUCCACCCUCAAACCCUCCCAGUCCGGCCUGGACAAGGAGCCCCUGACCCGGCUGCCUCGCCAGCGUUACAUGGGCACCACCACCAGCUCCAGAGCCAAGAGGUCCCAGGGUGAGGGCCUGAACAUCUCCCCGACUGAGGAGCACCCUGCUGGGGGGAAGAUCAUGGAGGCGAGAGCCUCAUCCCUCCAGGACCUCCAGAACAGUACAGACCCGGAGUGCAAGGAGAAUCUGCCGCCCCCUGGAGUCCAGCCCCCUGGAGUCCAGCCCCCUGGAGUCCAGCCCCCUGGAGUCCAGCCCCCUGGAGUCCAGCCCCCUGGAGUCCAGCCCCCUGGAGUCCAGCCCCCUGGAGUCCAGCCCCCUGUAUCCCACACCACCACCACUUCCUCAGUGGAGCCUCCUGCCAGCCAGCCUCCCUCCGUCCCUCCUUCUCCUGCGGGGAACCACAGAGCCAGAGCAGCUCUCCACCUGGACCUGGCUGUGCCCUCUGACCCCCCCACACUAACCUUCCCUCUGGCCUCCCACAAGUCCCAGAGGAGGUUUGGAGACUCGACCCGCCACGCCUUGGUCACCCCCACUGAGAUGCGUUCUCUGGGGAAGGAGGCGAAGAGGUGCCUCCGUAACAUGGAGGACAGCUUGGCGUCACGUGGAGGAUUAUCAGGGCUCCGCAGCAGCCUGGCCCCGGCCUCCACCACCGCCACGUCUCCGGCCCCCACCAUGGCCCCAACCCCCCGUCUGUGCUCAACCCUCCCUCAGGCCCAGCUCACUGAGAGCCCCUCCCAUCUGCCCCAGCUGCAGCAGGCUAGCGACAGUCCUGUCUCUGGUUCUGCCUGUUUUUUCCCUCUCCAUGGUGACUCUGGUCUCCAUGGUGACUCUGUAGAGGAAACCCUGAACCUCCAGAUGUGUCACCAGGUAGCCAACGAGUUGAGGCACACCAUGAGAAGAGCCGUCAUGUUCUACAACAAGGUCUGCUGCAUGACAGACAGCCCAGAGCAGCAGGGCCAGAUGUCGGCCAUUUUGAAAGAGGCCUUCUGUGUGACGCAGACGGAGCUGGACUCUGUGUUUCCUUCAGGUCAGAGGUCAGCAGCAGGUCACAGCGCCCCCUGUCCCCUGGAGGACUCUCCAGGUCGCCAGCUGAGAGACGACCGGACCGUGGCGCUACUGGAGAAAUACUCUGAGAUGCUGCUGUUCAUUGCUGAGAAGAAGAUGGACAGUAGUUAGCUGAUGGGGUUUUGACUAGAUGGGAUGCUACGCUAAUGUCAGAAGUUACUUUUCGUAGCAGAUUAGGGGGUUAAGGUAAGGAAAAGUUUAUCCCUGACUCGACUCGAAUAUGCCCGUUUUAACAGACAUGACCCUAGCUGAUGGAGGAUGAGACAAGACGUCCUUACAUGAAGCAAAUAUUUACUAACCAGACGUGAGCAAUUGGAUGCUUUCACUUCCCACCAGACUGUUUCAAUAGCAUCCUGUCCCUUUUAACCAACAGCACCUUUUUAAACCUGACCAGACGACUGUCUGUGUAUAUAGUAGAAUGUUUAUUUAGAUUUGUUUUAAACCUAUACUUGUAGUGAAAUGUUUAGCACCGCAUUAGAGACUGACUGAAAUAAGUCACUGGUAAAUACAUGCUUCUCAAUCUAGUUUAAAGUCUCCAACUUGUUUAAAAUCCUUUUUUUUUUUUUUUUUUUAGCUUUGUCUUAUUUUCCUCUAUCUUUUAAUGGAUGUUUUAUUUUAAUGUUUUCUUUCUUUAAUUGAAGCUCUUGUUUUGUUGUCUUUUUUGUGUUUGGUAGCUGUUGUCAUUCUUCGAUUUAUUUAGCUCUCAUUUGAUGAUCUGCUUGAAGUCGCUGCAGGGCCCGUAUCCACAAAAGCAUCUGAAAAGAGGUGCUGAUCUAGGAUCAGUUUAUUAUUUUAGAUGCAUUGUGUUUUUUUUUUAUGAAUACGACUACAUUAGACAGAUCCUAGAUCAGCAAUCCUCCUCUGGGAUGCUUUGUGGCUACGAGCCCAGGUCCUUAACCCAUUCUGUAUCUAACCUUGUAGCCAUGUAUCACUUUAUUUAAAACGUGGAUCUAUUGAGCAUCAAAGCAGUCAAUGAGGAGUCAUUCAGCCACAACCAAAGUGACCUGUUUUAAUCAGUGUUUACAUUUUUUAAACUCUCUUUUUGACCCUGUCCAGGUAUUUGUGCACCGGGUUAUGUUUGCUAGUUGAUAGAGAGAACUCAGUAUCUAAGCAGUCAAGUUGAAGUUAAGUAUUAGUUUUGGUUUCUGUUUGGUUUCUAUUGAGGUUGGAGCCAACAGACACUAGUGUUAAGGGCUCUAUUAUGUUAAAGCCUAUGGCAUCAGAUGGGUAUAAUAGUCUCACUGUCACCUGCAGUGUUUUGUACAGUCCCCGUGGUGUUUCACUGUGUACUUCAUGGUUUCUCGUGAAAUUGUUCAAUUUCAAUGUAAAUUAUUUGUAAUAUUUUACCUGUCUGCUUUUGCAUUCAUACAAAAUGUAUAUUUUACUAAGAGUUUGUAAUAAAGGUGUUUUACAUAUUG